Volvox carteri f. nagariensis is the source of this 2835-nucleotide messenger RNA. RefSeq lists its product as uncharacterized. The record is from RefSeq and is a predicted model, not a curated record. NCBI's taxonomy places the organism in Eukaryota, Viridiplantae, Chlorophyta, Chlorophyceae, Chlamydomonadales, Volvocaceae. Bases 1 to 2835 code for a protein of 944 amino acids. The transcript has 7 exons. Gene Ontology annotation, molecular function: protein binding.
AUGGCGGUGGCCCUGGGCCAGCCGGCAACAAUACUGCUCAAGGCGCUGGUCGGCCGGCGGCGGCAACUGCAGCACCGGCCAACGCGGCUCCUUCUGCUCCCGCUUCCGGAGCUGCCUUUCCGGGGAGCUUCUCCGGGGUGCCCGUACCGGGUGCUCCUGGCGGCGGAGCGGCGCAAGCUGGCAAAGGUAAUGUGCAGGGCCCGUUCUCUGUACGGAAUAUGUACGACUGGUGGUCACUUCGACUCGGGUGUCUAUGUGCGGUGCGUGGGCGGAUACUGGACUCAGAUCGGUCUGGUCAUGCGGGACAUGAACCGCGUCCUGGGGGGCCCGCCCUUCCCACCGCCCUCGCCGGCGGCGUCCGUGAUGGCGGGGGUGCCGGCGCCGAAGGCGGCGGCGGCGGCAGCGCCAGGCACCGUUGCUGCGGGCGCUGGCGCAAGUGCAAGCGCCGCAGCGGCACCCUCCCUUGAGGAAUGGGCGACGUCCGGCAAGGUUGCCGCACAGCCCGCCAAGGCGCCGGGGGCGGCGGCUGAGCAGCAGGGCCCGCCGACUCGGUCCCAGGGCCCGUCCCAGACUCCGAAUCCCAGCGACGUCGGAGACGCUGGCGAGUCUGAUCGCCUGCAGGAUGCUGUUGGGCUGUUCUUCUGCGACAACAGUGCGGACCUGUUUUGGUUUUACCUGGAUGACCGGGGGCUCCUUCAGGGUCCCUUCGAGCCCUUCCGCAUGGUCAGCUGGUGCAAGCAGGGCCAUCUGCGACUGGACGUACGGGUGGUGGGCAUUGUACUGCAGGGAGCCGGGCAGUACGACAACGCCCGGGUUACGGAGCAGCUGGGGGCUGCUGGGGUCCGCAACGGUGACCCGUGGUUCAUUCCGCUCGGGGCGCUGCUGGAUGCCGUGGGCUCUCAUCGCAAGUAUCAGCCGCUUCGGAUGGAGGACCUCCGUCGCGGUCGCCCGCCGCCAUCGUGGUCGGGGUUGCUGCCGACCGGGGGAACCGGCCCCGGAGGUGGAGGUGCUGCCGCGGGAGGAGGGGGCGGGGGAGGCCGGGGCGCGCAGCCCCCGCAGGCUCCUCGGCAAGGCGCGCAGCAGGACGUGCGCCUGGAUCACCACGGCUAUGACAGGUUUGACAGGGACAGCCGGGGCAGCGGUCGCCAGCACGACGGCGCCAGGCAGCAGGUCCACCAGGGGCCAGUGGUGGCCGCUAACCGCGACGGCCGCUCCGGCGCGCGUGGCGGCGAUGACCAUAGCAUUCGUACAGGUGGUGGCAGGGAUUCAGGCCGCAACGUUGGUCAAGGGGGCCCUAUGGGUCGCGACGCUGGAGGCGGUGGUGGCGGCGGCGGCGGCGGACGCGACACGGGCCGUGCAGGUGGCGGCACGCAGGGCCGCACGGCGCAGGAAAUUGUGGACGAAGCUCGUGCCGCUAGGCAGCGCCGUAACUUGGAGAGCGGACAUCAACAGCAGCAGCAGCAGCAGGCGGGGCCCUCGACAGCUCCAAGCAGCAGCAAUCGAGGCGAGGGUGGGCCGGGGGGUCGCGGAGCAGCAGCAGCAGCAGCAGCAGCAGGAGGCAGCAAUGCAGGUGUUGGCCGAGGUGGCGGAGCAGCAGGGGGAGAGGAUUCAGGUGUGCAACGCGGUCGGCGUGGUGGCGACAGGGUUCAGGAGGCGCCAGGAGGAGGAGGAGUGGCUGGCGGCGGCGGCGGCGGCCGCGUAGGGCAACAGCCACAGCAGCAGCACAGACAGGGCUCUGCCGAGCCAUCUCGCAAGGACGGUGGCGGCGCUGGGUCUGCAAAGGAGCAGCAGCCGCGAGGUGGAGGUGGCGGCAGCAGUAGCACCGCAAGCGGUGCCCGUACAAACAGUAUUGUACGGCGCGACCGCGGGGGCCCACCUGGCCAGGCCACGGCGACUGGCGGCGCCGGUGCCGCCAGCGUUGCGCCUGCGGCAGCGGCAGCAGCCGCAGCGGCAGCGGUGGCAGCUGCGGCAGCGGCAUCAGAGGCAAGCGCAGCUGCGGGUGGCGGCGGUGCGGGCCGUAGCGGAGGUGGCCGGCGCGGUGAACCAGCCGGCAGCGGCGGCGGCAGUGCUGCAACUGUAUCUGGCGGAGGCGCAAAGGCGGCUGUAUCAGAAAACGCAAAAGCCGCAGUAGCCCGCAUGAUUAGCGGCGGGACCCAAGCACCUGGGCCCAGAGGUGCCUCCAACGCGCCUAAGACUGCCGCCGUCAGCGGCGGAGGUGCUGGCGGGACCGGCGCUUCUGUCGCGCCGACCAAGUCGGGGACACAGCCGUCGCCGCCGCCACCACCGCAACAACAGCAGCAACCUCAACAGCAACAACGACAACAACACCAGCAGCAGCAGCAACAGAAACAGAAAGGCCUUGCCGUUUCCCUCAAGGCAGGCGAUUCAGGAGAUGUGAAGCUGAAGAUCAGCUUGCCCUCCCUGGCUGCUACCGGUGGCGCCGACGGCGCCGCCGCCGCGGUUAAGAAUCUUCCUCCACCGGCUCCAGAGGUUGCUCCUUCUCCUGCAGCUGCUGCAGAUGUCGCACUAGCUGGGUCGGCUGCUGUUGGUGCCCGAGUGGCGAAGACUGACGUGUCAGGAGGAGAAGUCAAGAAGCCAGAGCCGCUGCAGCCGGCGCAGGCUGCGGCGGCGCCGAACCGCCCUCCUGCAGCGCGGCCACCAUCGACGGGUCCGUCAAUGGCCCCGCCAGAGCCCACCAGGGGCCUUGCGCUGUCCCUGCGGACGGACGAGUCUGGAGGUGUUAAGCUCCGCAUCCGUGCAAGCGGCGACUCCGGUGGCGGUGACCGGCACGCACUGGUGGCCCAUCCCCUGGGCAUUACGGAUGGCGACGCCUGA